UAUAUAUAGGGGAAGACAGAGAAAGAGAUAGCCAGCGAGGGAGAAGGCAAAAUUAUGAAAUUUAAAUGUUACAGCGAAUCCAGAGGCAAGCGAUGCCACAAUUACAACUCAAUAAUAGGCAAAACGAGUUUUGCUGCCGCUGACGCAGCUCUCGUUUGGCUCUUCUUCUGAAGAAGUCUAACACUGUGAUCUGCACGGCAACUGUCUCAAUCAUUUGCCAGACGGCGACGCGUGCACAACACGAAACACAGACAGUUCCACAAUUUCCGAGCUGACACUUCGAUGGCCAACCUGAUGCUGCUCGUCGUGACGUUGGCGCUACUGAGCUGCGCCGAGUCACAGAUCCCCUACAACUAUCAGCACCCGAAGAUACCCUUCCGCCCGCCUGCAGCGAGCCCAAACCCGGCGACCAAGUAUGUGGUGCAAGCCCUUGGACGCACCUAUGAGCUGCAAUCGCAGAAGUCGCCAGCGGUCUACACGGCACAUCAAACGUACACGGUGCCCAAUCGUCAGCUGCAGCAACAGCAGCAACUGCAACAGCAGCGACAGUUGCAACAGCAGCAGCAGCUGCAACAGCAGCGUCAACUGCAGCAGCAGCUGCAACAGCAGCGUCAACUGCAGUACCAGCAACAGCAGCAACAGCAACGACAGCAGCAACAGCAGCAGCAGCAGCAGCAUAGCAAUCCUUUGCUGGUUAAUCGCCAGCCCCAGUUUUUGGCUCUCUCACCACCGCGGCCUGCCACAGUCCAGGAAAUCGACUACAAUUACCUCCCGCCUCAGCCUCAGCCGCAAUCGCAGCCGCAGCAACCGUUAGUUGCCAGUUACUACAGACAGCCGCAACCGGUGACAGUGACCAGAGCUCAGGUGCAGCCAGUGGUCACUUAUGUGCCACCGCCGCCACCAGCACAGCCGGAGCAGUCCGACAGCAAUCCACUGCCCUAUGCCGUUGUCACACUGCCCAAUGGCCAGCAAGUGCAGGACGGCGGUCAUGGCAAUGGCCCAGUGCAGGCCGUGGUUGAGCAGCAGGCGGCACCAAACCGCGCUGGCGACUAUAGCGGUCAGUCGCAGAGCGCCAUGCUGGAUGCCCACGAAUACAAGCAGUCGGUGGCAGGUGAGUCGCGCGGCUAUAAGCGCAUCGUGACCAACUGCGAGCCCAACGGACAGUGCCAGCAGCUGGAGCUGGAGCCCGGUCAGAUCGAUGCCAACCACUUUGAAGUGCUGAAGAAGGCUCGAGCCAAGACGGUGAGCGUUAAGGAUAACUCCCAGGACAACCAGCUGGAGCAGGGUGCAGAGGCGAACGCCUAUGGCCAGCGGACACCGCACGACAGACGCGCAUAUCAGCACUUGCAUGAACAGCUGGAUGUGUAUCCCUAUAACUAAAUACAUCUAAAAAGUCUAAGGUACAUUUAAGAGGAAUAUUCUAUAUUAUAUAUUUUGUUGACAUUUUGUUUAACCGUUCUAUUAUUUUCUAUUAUUAUUAAA
Drosophila mojavensis is the source of this 1482-nucleotide messenger RNA. RefSeq names its product putative mediator of RNA polymerase II transcription subunit 26. NCBI's taxonomy places the organism in Eukaryota, Metazoa, Arthropoda, Insecta, Diptera, Drosophilidae. Bases 283 to 1380 code for a protein of 365 amino acids. The record is from RefSeq and is a predicted model, not a curated record. The transcript has 3 exons.